AUUGAUGAACUUGCUAGACAUAAUUCAAGAGCAACGGUAUUGAUACACACAUGUUUUGAUAAUUAUACGAUUCUACCCAAGCUAACAUUAUCCUUCGAAACCCUAAGCCCAAACAUCAGCGAAAUCGAAGAUCGAUCGAAUUCAGCGAGGUCCAUGUCGGUAAUAUCGCGGAGGGCAUUUGCUUCCGAUGACGCAAGAUAUUUCUCCAAGGGUUUAAGAGAUCAAAACGAAAAGCACACAGGAUGGACGGGAGGGGAGCCAAGGGGGUUGGUGUUCGAAAGGAGCAAGCGAGAACAGGGUGAGGUAGCCAGACCCCCGCCAUCUUCGCUUCCGUCCUCAUCCUUGGCCCAUAAACCCUAAACCUCGGGUGCAGGUCACUUCUAGGUUGAUGGGUGCUGAUGAACAAAAAGACAAUGGAGCAAAGAGAAAAAACACCAUGCCGACUACAGUCCUUGGAAAAAUUAUACUCAGAGGAUAAAUAUCCUAAACAAAAUAAAAUGGAAGAAUAUGCAUCAUCACUGAAUUUAACGUAUCAUCAAAUUCAUGGCUGGUUUGCUGAGAGAAGAAGAAAAGAUAGAAGGAAGAAUGAAGCUCUUCAUUCAAGUCACAGGGGAACCGCUGGCACUUCAAGAUGUGCUAUCAAGAAGAUGAAUCAACUUGUCAGACAGAAAUGUAGGUAUAAGGAUCUAGAGCAACUGAUGAAGAGCCAUUCGGGUGGCAGAUCAAAUUAUGCAGAAAAGAAUCACAUUUUUCACUUACAGAUUUUGUUCCCUGAAGACCAUAUUUUAAAGAAAAUAUUCUGCAAACAUGGUCCUGUCCUCGGAAUAGAGAUUGACCCCCCUGGAGAUGCAUUUGGUCACUCCACAGAGUUCGAGAAGCUUCAGUCCUGUCAUGACAACCAACGUAUUCCCAGAAGGAGCAAGGUAUCACAAAACUUCAAGUAAUUUGACAAGUAGCUUCUGUCCUUUUUCUUUGGAAUACAAAAUAUUAACUUGGGUAGAGCUGGGUAUGGUCUAAGUCAUAUCUAACUAAUUGCAACAUGGACCAAUUGGAUUUUCAUUUGGGCAUCUACAUGCCUAAGUUUUGGUCUAAGUCACCUGAUGUUGGAUGUUCAUUUGUUUUUCUUUUUUUGACAGUUUGCUUCAGAUACUGUGUAUAAAAAGUGCUUUUUAUGUAAGUUAUCUUCAAAAUUUAAUAUCUUAUCCUAGGACUUUUUUGUUUUUGUUAACUUAUACUUUCUUGUCCAUGUUUUGGUUACUCUCUCUGUCCAUAUAUGUAUCAAUUGUGUGCUGUCAUCUUAAUUGAUGACGAUUUUUUUUAUUUAAUUUAGUUAGUUGUCAAUGAGGAAGGUUACUAUGUCUUAGCAUCAAUCACAUAUUAGAUGAUCUUGACAAAAUUUCUCCUGUGAAACACUGGAAAAAAAAUGAACAGUAUGUUUUUAUAGUGAUAUCUUU
Musa acuminata AAA Group (dessert banana) is the source of this 1454-nucleotide messenger RNA. RefSeq names its product homeobox-DDT domain protein RLT3-like. Bases 399 to 944 code for a protein of 181 amino acids. The transcript has 5 exons. Gene Ontology annotation, molecular function: DNA binding. The record is from RefSeq and is a predicted model, not a curated record. Lineage: Eukaryota; Viridiplantae; Streptophyta; Magnoliopsida; Zingiberales; Musaceae. Gene Ontology annotation, biological process: regulation of transcription by RNA polymerase II.